CUAAUGCUCUGUUAUCUAUAUAUAGGCUUCUCGUAGUUGCUCUCAACCACACUACAACAUAAGCUAAAAGCAAAAACACACUCAAAGGCACUUCUCAAAAUUUUCUCCAAUCCCUCUUAGUUUUUGUGCUUUCCUAGUUUCCAGAAACAUGCUGAGUUGCCAAGCAUGGCCAGAACCAGUGGUUCGAGUCCAAGCCUUAGCAGAAAGUGGCCUCAGCUCUAUCCCUUCCCGUUACAUUAAGCCACUCUCCCAAAGACCCUCCAACAACACUCUUCCCUCUCCUCAAACUCAUCACCAACAUGCUCAAUACCAUGAUCAUGCCAACAUCCCUGUCAUUGAUCUUGAGCAACUCUCUUCGAAGAAUGAGAGUGUUCGAAAAGAGGGGCUGAAGAAGAUGGCUGAGGCUUGCAGUGAGUGGGGUUUCUUUCAGGUGGUGAACCAUGGAGUUAGCCAUGAGUUGAUGAAGAAUUCUAGGGAGCUGUGGCGUGAAUUCUUCAACCAGCCUCUUGAGGUGAAGGAGGAGCAUGCAAACUCCCCCACCACUUAUGAGGGCUAUGGAAGUCGCUUGGGAGUGCAGAAGGGAGCCUCCUUGGAUUGGAGUGACUACUUCUUCCUUCAUUACAUGCCUCCCUCUGUCAGAAACCAAGCUAAAUGGCCUGCAUUUCCAUCAUCCUUGAGGAAAGUGAUCGGUGAAUAUGGAGAAGGAGUGGUUAAGCUGGGAGGAAGAAUACUGGAAAUGAUAUCGAUAAACCUUGGUUUGAAAGAGGAUUUCAUGAUUAAUGCAUUUGGGGGUGAAAGUGAGGUUGGAGCAUGUUUAAGGGUGAAUUUCUAUCCAAAGUGCCCUCAACCUGACCUCACUUUAGGACUCUCCCCUCACUCAGACCCUGGUGGCAUGACCAUUCUCCUCCCUGAUGAUUUUGUUUCUGGCCUUCAAGUUCGCAAAGGGGACCAAUGGAUCACUGUUAAGCCUGUCCCAAAUGCCUUCAUCAUCAACAUCGGUGACCAAAUUCAGGUGCUGAGCAAUGCAAUUUACAAGAGUGUAGAACACAGGGUGAUUGUGAACUCAAACCAAGAUCGUGUGUCUUUGGCCAUGUUCUAUAACCCAAGGAGUGAUUUACUGAUUCAACCAGCCAAAGAGCUUGUGACAGAGGAGAGACCAGCCUUGUACUCACCAAUGACGUAUGAUGAAUAUAGACUUUACAUUAGGCUAAAUGGAACAUGUGGGAAGGCCCAAGUUGAAUCACUCACUUCCAAAUCCUCCUUACAGUAAAAUAUUUACUGUGUUUUGCUCUCACUUUUCCAACUUAAUUUUCCAUGUUCAAGACCUUGUUUUAUGAAGUUAAUAGUUGUAACUUUUUACU
Molecule: messenger RNA, 1361 nt
Organism: Vigna umbellata (rice bean)
Lineage: Eukaryota; Viridiplantae; Streptophyta; Magnoliopsida; Fabales; Fabaceae
Product: jasmonate-induced oxygenase 2-like
Source: RefSeq, a predicted model, not a curated record